This is a messenger RNA of Manduca sexta (tobacco hornworm), 5574 nucleotides long. RefSeq names its product zinc finger protein on ecdysone puffs (gene Pep). The transcript has 11 exons. The coding region runs from base 164 to 2221 and encodes 685 amino acids. Lineage: Eukaryota; Metazoa; Arthropoda; Insecta; Lepidoptera; Sphingidae. Gene Ontology annotation, cellular component: nucleus. The record is from RefSeq and is a predicted model, not a curated record.
AACGCUGUUCUCUUUGGUUACCGCCGCCAUUUUGACGUUUAGUAAAAUUUGUAAUUUCUUCCGUAGUAUUGAGUUUGUCGUGUGGGUCGUGUGAUUUAUUCAUUUGCAAGAAGGUGUUAUUAAAACUGUUGUUAGUUUUAUUCCUACAUACGUGAAGUUGAAGAUGGCAAACCGAAGAUCUCAGAAUGGCGGCCGUCGCAUGGAUUUCGGUCGUAAUGAUCGCGGCAAGAGUUUCGGCCGCAGCGGAGUGUCGCCGUGGCAGGGCGGCGGCCCCGGGGGCGGGCUGCCCAACCUGCUUCCCUUGGCCGGAGGGUCGACGGAAGCUACCUUGGCUCUGGCCAGCAACAUCAUCAACCUAUUGCAACCUAGACAAAAUCCUGUCCCAUCACUAUUAGACAUGCCUAUAAGGCGUGACUUUGGUCCUAAUGUAGGUCGCUAUGACCGUGGUUAUGGACCCAAUAGGAUGGGCAAUCAAGGUAAUUUCCGGCGUACGGGGAAUUACAAUCGAGCUGGUGAGCGUAUCAACACAAAUCGUAAGCCGUUCAGGCCCAAUGAUGGGCAAAAGCAACAAAACAAGAGUUCCCCGAAAAAGGAAGCCGAUUCCAAGGCUAAGCCUGUAAAGGAGAGCGACCCUGAGGUCAAGCAGGAGGCAGAGGUGAAGACUGAACCGGCCGAGGCUCAGGAGGAUGAAACUCCUCUGAAGAAAGAUCAUCCUAAAACUCGGUACGAUGACAUUAACCCACAAUUGCUGAAGUGUCACAUCUGUAACAAGAGUAUGUGGGACGGACGCUCGUUUGAGAACCAUCUGAUCGGGCGCGCUCAUGCAAUAAUGAUGCAGAAGACAGCCGAGAGCUAUGCGCUGACUGCUGAUACCAUGCGCCAGGAGUUUAAGAUCCGCGAGAUGAAGCGCACGCGCAAGGCGGGCCAGCAUCCAGCGCGCGACUUCUACUGCGCGAUGUGCGACAUGUACGCUGCGGACGGCGCGUUCCAUCGCACCACCAUCGGCCAUCGGCGGCUGAAGAAAUACCUGCACCCCACCUGCACGUCUUGCCACAAGGAGAUGCCCACUAGGAUCGAGUUGGACGAGCAUCGACUUACGACGGAGCAUCUGCGCAACAUGCAGAACAAGCAGGAAAUUAUUACCAAACCCAAGCCUGAAGUGAUGGUGAUAUCCACCCUGGACAUGGAACAUCUGUACCUGCGCGAGGACCGACAGAGGCGCCGUCGCGGUGAUCCGCAAGACCAGGCUGAGGAUAAGGGAGACGACGAGAAGCAAGAUACCACCGCUGAUGAGGAUGGAAACAAGGAUGGUGAAGAGGGUGCGGAUAAGACAGGUGAUGACGCUGAUAUGGAAGUGAAACAGGAGUCAGGUGAAGAGAAGCCGUCUGCCAAGCCCAUAGACAAUGAAAACUUCAUAGUGGACUACAAAGAAGGCGACGAUCUGUCCCAAUUUACUCCUGACAUGUACCCUCCUUAUAGUACGGAGCGCGGCGUGGGCCAGUCGUUUUUGUCCGAGUUCCGCUGCGUGCAGUGCCGGCUGUGCCGCAAGCUGCUGGACUGCGACGAGACCGCUGCCGUGCAUCUCCGCACCUGGCGGCACCAUCAGCUCUUCCUGCGAUUGCUCGCCGAGAAGAAGCAGGCCAGCCAGCAGGGGCAGGAGAGCUGCAAGAGGGAAGCGGAAGGGAGCGACGAGGGAGCCAGCCCCAAGCGACGCAAGACUAGCGAGGGUGGCGAGGAGCAGAAUGGGAUGGAACAGGAUGCUCAAGAUAAUGGAAACAAGCCUCAGGUUUCUUCCGAGCAAAGCCAGGCUACGGACCCGGUGAUCCAGGCCACAGAUGAAGUCGAGGACUGGGAACAAUCUGUAGACGAGAUACUAGCAGAUGAACGAGACAAUAUAGAACCGGAAGUCGUAACAAAAGCACCGGAACCAGAGAAAAAAGAGCCAGAGAAGCCCAAAGAGAUUGAGAAGCCUAAAGAGAUUGAGAAGCCUAAAGAGAUUGAGAAGCCUAAAGAGAUCGAGAAGCCUAAAGAGAUCGAGAAGCCUAAAGAUAUUGAAAAGCCUAAAGUGGUUGAGAAGCCGACGCCUCCUCCUGUGACCCCCACUAAAGCCCCUGCUCCCAUGUCGGCACCCAUUAGCACCCCGCACUACAUGGACAACCGGGGGCGGAACACGCCCCGCGGCAGGGGCCGGGGCCGCGGGAGGGCGCGCGGCAGGUACUAGUGACUCCCGCUCGAAUAUUCUCAUCACUACACUUAAUGAGAGAUGCUUGGUAUAAGGUUAGGUGUCACAUAGAUGUAUCUGAGAAAGUUUGAUUAAUGUUCGGAAUAUAAAAUAAUUUGACCGAUAACUAGAUACAUAAAAUAAACUAAUCAGUAUGAGUAAUGUUAGUGUCAAAGUCAAUUUAUUUUGUGAUUUUUGCGAUCGAUCCGGAGAUUGUAUUAUCUUUGGUCGUAAGACUCGAGAUUUUAUAGCAGAUUACAUUUCGGUGACACCUAAUUUGACGGCGCUUCCCGACUGACCGAGCGUUGCUUCACGAGACGUUUUUCUGUCUGAACGCUAGUCUGAUAUUUGUUCACAUAGCGAUUUCUGGUAAUAUAUCUAUUAGCAAUUUAAAAGUUGUAAUGGUAUUAGAGGUAAUUUCGAUAUUGUUCUAAAAUUGUUCAGACGGUUUGCGACUUCCUCGCGAGGCAACGAUCGGUCAGUCGGAACGCGCCCAACUGUGUUCAUAAUGAAAUUUCCUUUCCAGCAUGAACAAUAAUUGGGAAUGGGAUUAUCAGAUAUAUCGGCUGAAAUAUCUAAAGCUCUAGUUGCCACGACAUUCAUCAUGAUUCGCUUUGGACAAAACUCAUUAGCCUACAGGACAACGCCAAAGAAUUGGAUAAUUUAUUUAAACCUUAUUUUAAUAUAUUUAGUGUUCAUAUUUCUAGUAAUCAGAAUAUGCUAUGGAAACCCAUUUAUUAAUAUCUACGAAAUAUGAACACUAAAGGUGUUAGACUAAGAUUUUAAAUAAUGCCAUGUUUUUCCGCGCCGUCCUGUCAGGAAGCGAUGCACGUUUAUCCGCCGUUUUCAAUAAAUGAUCUCAGUCGCUUUUUCGAUCCAUCGCAAAAAGACCAAUCACAGCGAUUUUUUUUUUUACAUGUACGAUUUACUUAUUUUGGUUGGUUUGUCUUCAGCAUCGGAUUAAUGUUAUGAUAACGGCUGUAAAUUGGCAUCGAAAGAAAUCAUAAGAUCAUUCAUAUUUCAUUUAUAGCGCAUUGUGGGCAUCUUUAGGCAGUUUUUUUUUAUAAUGGCACUGAUUUUAUUUUAUCCUAGUAUUAAUCGCGUACUGAAUUAGUUAUGAAAUGCGUGUUAGGUUAAUAUAUAAAACGGAAAUUAUAAAAAAAAAUAAACUUGAAAUAAAAUAGGAAUAGCUUUAUGAAUAGAAUGGAAUCUGAUGUAUGUUAUACUUGAAUAUUUGUGUUUAAACAUACUUAUGUCUAUGGUGGCUAUUAUUUGCUGAAGGAAACGGUAUCUGCACAUAUGUUGACCUUAAAGUUUAUUAAGCCCACUGGUGGGCCAGGAUCCCCUCUACUGCUGGACGGCUGUAGCCAUUGUUGAAUUUGCAAAAUAAUAUUCAAUGUUAUUGCAUAUUAAAAUCAAUUUAUAUGUAAUAAUAUAUGUUCAAACAUACACUAGCCCCUUCUACUUUAUCAAGUGAUCAACUUAUGUGUGGAUACUGGAGUGUUGAUAAUAAUUAUCAAAAGUAUUGGUAAGCUACUUUGUGUCUGUUUUAAGUCUGCAUACUAAAAUUAUAUAUAGGUUUUUUGUAAGCUUAGCCGCUUUAGAUAGCAAAUUAGUAUUAGAUUUGAAAGACUCGAAUACUUCAAUUGCCUAGACUUUUAUGUAUUAUAAUAUUGUAGGUGUAAAUCCUAGAUCCUAAUUAUUAGGCUCUCAAGGUUAUUAAAGUACUUUAACUAUAAACCUUUGUGUUUUGUUAAUAUUGUUUAAAACAUUGUUAGUUUAAUUUAAAUAUAGUUAAGGUAUAACUAGAUCAAAAAAUGGUCAAACUUUUCAAAGAAGAAUAAUUCGGAAACCUAAAUUACCCACAACUUUUCCGCCCGUUUUCUAGCGUUUUUUAGGUCCCAAAAAUAUUUUUGUUGGCAUACAGCCUCAGUUGUUGGCGUGCCCGAAUUAUUUUGCCGCAUGUCACCGCUGGGACGCAUGGCAUUGCUUUUCCAUCUCUGCUCUAAACCUUUUAGUGGGUGUAUCCAUGAAUUUUCGAAAUGUUUUAUAGGUUUUGAAAAUUUCAUAUCAGAAAUACUAGCAUGUUUUUAGGCUCGUGAAAAAUACAGCAAAAUUGUAGAAAUAGCUAUUAAUGGUAGUAUUAGAAAUAUUUAUAAAAUGAUUUAGAUGCAAACAGCUUCAUUGAAAGUUCCAGAUACCAAUUAAAUUUUUUCGUAUAAAUUAUAUACUUCAAUGACUAUACUUAAUAGAUUAGUGUUCUAUAAAUUUACAGGAAAUUUAUUUAAUGUACCAAAUAUAUUAGUAGUGAAAAUUCCAAUAAAAAUAGGUCAAAAUAGUUAAUUAGAUAUUAUGCCUGGACUACUCAAAUGUUAUACACUAUAUUAUAGGUUCAUAUAGCUAAGCUUUAGGGUAGUUAAACUUCAACCAUACUGUGUCGACUUAAAAGUUAAACUAUUAUAAAUUAAUUCAAUUCACUUGAUUUUGUAUUUCCUUUAGAGUAUCUUUGUUUUGUAUAUGUAGGCAAUUAUUACCUACACAUAUUUAAUAUAAAGUAAUAAAUUAACUCAAGCAUGAUAAUAGUAUAUUUCCUACAAACUCAAACCUAACUUUCUGUCCAAACUGAAGAUUUUUUACUUAGCUGGUUUGUUAUUCCCUUUUACUGUUUGCUAACAUCUGCAAAGGCCAAUAAAGCUUGUGCCUAACUUCAUAAUAGAUUUGUCUAUAAUAUAGCUGUAAACUGAAAUUGUAUAUUACAUUUCUACAUACAUAACAUUUUUUUCUUUGCAGUUGAGACUAGUUUAUAUAUUUCCUUAAUUACAGCAACAAUAAAAUUAAAAGCUGUUAACAAGUUGAAUACAAUAUUUGUCUGUAGUGAAUAUAGCUAGUGAUUCUGUUUGUACCUCAGAAUUGAGAAUAAUAACUUUUGUAAACCAGAAAAAUGUAUUCAAUUUCAUUAUUAAAAUAUAACAGAGCUGUUAUUAGAUAUGAAAUUAUAUUUUUUCAAAAUGUUUGCUUAGCAAUCUUUUCUUAUGCAUGUUAUUAAUUAAAUUAGAUGAUUAUUUAAGACAAUGAAAGCUAGGAGCAGCCAAUACCAAGUUGCAGAAUAAUGUUAUCAUUGCAUUUACCAAUAUAUCAUAAUUAAAGGCUAUGUUUGCACUUUGGGCAAAUAUUCACUAAUUGAAAUAUGGUUUUUAUGCCUGUUAUGAUACAAUUGUAAAUGCAUUGACUAAUGUUAUACUUGGUUGAGCUAUGGAUUCUGUAUUGGCAUCAAUCUUGUGUGUGAACACAGUAUUUUAUAAAUACACAUAGUUAAUCUCUAAAUUGAAUAAUCAAUAAAAAAAAUCCUUAAA